UGUGGAUAUCUGGGGUGGUUUCAAGGUCUCCACACAGAAUGUUGCUCGUUAUUUUCUCACAGUCGUUGAUGAUUUCAGUAGAGCUACCUGGAUUUAUUUGAUGAAUUAUAAGUCCGAAGUUGAGAGUUAUUUGAAAAUGUUCAUAAACAUGGCUGCAACACAGUUUGGGCAGCAGGUUGCUCGCAUUCGAGCAGACAACGGAAUGGAAUUUCAAACGACCAGUUUGCGUAGUUUCUAUGAUGACCAUGGCAUUAUCUUGCAGACAUCAUGUACCGACACACCUCAACAGAAUGGUGUUGUCGAGCGUAAGCAUCAUCAUUUACUGGAAACAGCUCGAGCUUUGCGGUUUCGAGCCAAUCUUCCACUACAGUUCUGGGGUGAGUGCGUACUUACUGCUACAUAUCUUAUCAAUCGUCUUCCUACUAAGGUACUUCAAAAUCGUACUCCCUAUGAAGUGUUACUUGGUCGGCAGCCUCCAUACGAUCAUCUUCGUGUCUUCGGAUGUUUGGCUUACGGGAAGGACACUCAUAAAGGUCUAUCCAAGUUCGGUGAACGGGGGAGGCGCUCUGUUUUCGUUGGGUACCCUGCGUCACAAAAGGGAUACCGUUUAUUUGAUCUUGUGACCCGUACAUUCUACACGUCACGGGAUGUGCAUUUUGUGGAGGGGAGUUUCCCCUACCAUACACCAACAUCAUCAUCCCCAUCUCCCAUGCUUUCCGCUUCCGCACCAGUGGUUGAUGAUGAGUUGGUGGCCAAUAAUGAAGAUCAUGGGCCAAGUAUUGAGGCUACUGUCCAGCAGCCACCUGCUGCCUCCCCUGCCGACUUAAACAAGUCUGCUUCCCCAUCACUUGGCGAGUGUCCUUCACCCGUCGCUCCCGUCGAGCAGCCUGUGCAUGAAGUUCGUCGAAGUCUCCGAUCGCGACAAGUUCCUCGUCGCCUAGACAGCUAUGACGUUGAACUGCCGCCAUCCAACGUUCCCUAUCCGAUGUCCAACUUUGUAUGUUACACAGGUUUCUCCCCCCGACAUCGUAGUUUCUUGGCUGCGGUCUCCAGUCAGUCUGAACCCUCGAGCUAUCGGGAAGCUGUUCGUUAUGAAGCAUGGCGGGUUGCCAUGCAACGUGAAAUUGAUGCCUUGGUUGGCAACGGUACCUGGACUCUUGUCAGUUUACCUCCUGGUAAGCGUGUAGUCGCUUCCAAAUGGGUAUAUAAAAUUAAGUACACACCGGAUGGGAAUAUCGAGCGCUAUAAGGCUCGCUUGGUGGCGAAGGGGUUUACUCAGACCGAAGGGAUCGACUACGAGGAUACGUUCGCACCAGUGGCUAAGUUAGUUAGUGUUCGCUGUUUACUUGCUGUUGCUGCUGUUCGUGGCUGGGCUGUCCACCAGUUAGACGUGGAUAAUGCAUUUUUGCAUGGGGAUCUUCAGGAGGAGGUUUAUAUGCAGAUACCUCCCGGUUUUGCAGCUCCUGGUGACACGCGAGUAUGUCGACUUCAUAAAUCCAUCUAUGGUCUGAAGCAGGCAUCGCGAAAUUGGUAUGCAAAGUUCACCACUACCCUUACUGGUCUUGGUUUUCAGCGUUCUAAUGCUGAUUACUCCCUUUUUGUUCGUCGGAGUCACGGUACCUAUGUUGUGGCUCUAAUUUACGUCGAUGAUGUGAUCCUAGCGGGUGAUGAUUCAGUUUUCAUUCAGCAAGUUAAAGACACUUUACAUCGGCAGUUCGGCAUCAAGAACUUGGGUCCUCUCAAGUAUUUCCUGGGAAUCGAGGUUGCUCGGUCUCGUGCAGGCAUUGCCCUCAGUCAGCGUAAAUAUACGUUGGAUCUCCUCCGUGACAGUGGUUUCUCCGGCAGUCGCCCUAGUGUUUUCCCCAUUGAGAAACAUCAUUCCCUUACUCGCUCUGAUGAGAGUUCAGUUCGUGUCUCAGCCGAGGAAGCUGCAGCUUAUCGUCGUUUGGUUGGGCGCCUCCAGUAUCUCACGGUCACGCGCCCUGAUAUUGUCUAUGCUGUUAAUAUCCUCAGCCGUUAUGUGCAUGCUCCUACUGUAGCUCACGUUGCUGGUGCCGAAAGAGUUCUUCUGUACCUCAAACGUGCUCCUGGACAGGGCAUUCUCCUUCCCUCGAGUAGUUCACUUCAGUUCACAGCUUAUUGCGACGCAGACUGGGGUGGUUGUCAAUCCACUCGCCGUUCUACGUCUGGUUACUUUGUUACUCUUGGUGGCGCUCCUGUCUCCUGGCGUACCAAGAAGCAAUCUGUAGUUGCUCGGUCAUCAGCUGAAGCCGAGUACCGUGCUAUGGCAAGCACUGUCAGUGAAGUCAUUUGGGUUCGUGCUCUUCUUGGUGAUCUUGGUGUUCGUCUCACGUCUCCCACAGUUCUUUAUUGUGACAACCAGGCGGCGCUUCAUAUAGCCGCUAACCCGGUUUUCCAUGAGCGCACCAAGCACGUUGAGAUGGACUGUUAUUUUGUUCGGGAUCAUGUUGCUUCCCAUGAGAUCAUGCCUCGGAAGAUCUCUUCCCAGGCACAGCUUGCCGAUCUGUUCACCAAAGGCCUUGCUGGUGAUCGUUUUCAUGAGCUUCUCUCCAAGCUGGGCAUUUGUAACCUGCAUGCCUCAGUUUGUGGGGGAGUGUAAGGAAUGUUGAGUACGUAGUCGUGUUGGCCGAAGGACAUAUGUGUCUUUUCAUUGUCUUCGGCUGAAGCUUAAGCAUAACCCUAGGGGAUUAGUCGAAUAGGGUUAUAUAUAUAUGUAUCUUGUAAUCGGCUGCGUACUAUGAAUACAAGCUGAGAUAGCAUAACUUCUCCGUGGACGUAAGCUCAUUCACAUCGAAUGGGAAGAACCACGUAAAACUGUGUCUCGUGUUCGUUUUACUUUACGUUAUAGGAUUAUUUCAUAAAUUUCUUUAUGACACAAAUUGAACUUGUAAUUUGAUAUUAUGAUAAAAACUGAAGAUAUAUCAUAGUACAAAUAUAUAAAUUUUCUUAUGGUGCAAGUUUGAUUUGCACCUUCAACAACCAAUGUUUUAAAACAUAGUAAAAGUGUUAGCAUUAUGCAUGUAUUUGACAAUUGGGUCGACUAGUGGCGUGAAUGCGCCCACUACUCUGACGAUAACUUGGUCCCGCGGCUAAGGACAGUAGUCGCUGUUUCCAUCAAACAGUCGUCCGCUAAUUGCCAAUUUGCUAUGUCAUGUUCGUCGUAUAUACCGCUCUCUUGUUUUGUUUGGACCCGUGAGUUCGCCCAUGUUUCAAUUUUCAUGGUCACCACUACACAAGACAAGUAAAUAUGAAAUCCAUCCACGUUUAGAACGCCUGGAAAAUGAUCCUGCAGAAAAGGACACAGUUUUCGGCUCAUUUGAUGCUAACGAGUGGAUGCCACCCCAAGACCAAAGUUGCUGGUCCCCUUUUCGCAACAAGGACAUUAACGUGGUCCCCCUGCAGCAGCGGUCGCAGUUACUGCUUUAGCGAUUUCUUCAAAUGCUAUCUUUCGCACGUGUAGUAAUAAUAACACAACUAAAAAAAUCUCAAAGUAAAAUCUAGAGGCCAAGACGACGUGGUCUGGAAACGAACCCCUUUAAUACAAGUUUGAAUUCAAGACAGACGAAAGUUCAUAUCUUACACGGUUACACCGUGAAAAUUCUCAAUUUCGCACAUGUAUUAACACUUUUACAAGUCCAUGAAACCAAAGCAUUAACAAUAUUUUUGAAUUUUCAUAUAAGAUUUUAACCUAAUAAGGAGGAACUACAUGACCAUGUUGUUAGUGGCUCCGAUCAAUUCCUUCUUUUCUACGAGUGACCAAGCAUGCAAAAUCACCUCGCAUUCUUACCCAUAUGCACAAAACAAAAUACGUACACAAUAGACAUGCAACUAUUGAUACUUGCACAUGAUAAAUCAAGAAAAAAUCGUUAGAACGAGAACAAUACGUCUAUAUCACAGAUUCCAACUCAAUCCAUACAAAGCAUAAUAGUGUUCAUCAAAUUUGGAACAACUAGAAAAUUAGCUAGACAUGAUGAGUUUAUACUUCUAUUUUUUAUUAUAAAUUCUUUAUGACACAAAUUGAACUUGUAAUUUUAUAUUAUGAUAAAAACUGAAGAUAUAUUAUAGUACAAAUAUAUAAAUUUUCUUAUGGUAGAAGUUCGAUUUGCACGUUGAACGACCAAUGUUUUAAAACAUAGUAAAAGUGUUAGCACCCUGGUUUUUCUGUUCAUCUCUAAGAGCUCGAUCUUUGAAAAUCUGAAAAAAAAUAUUUUUGUAUAAAUUAAUGCAAAAUAAAAAUAAAAAUUAUUC
Molecule: messenger RNA, 4269 nt
Organism: Linum trigynum
Lineage: Eukaryota; Viridiplantae; Streptophyta; Magnoliopsida; Malpighiales; Linaceae
Source: the annotation of a GenBank genome assembly